CAGCUCCACGACCAAGCGCCCGGCUGUCACUGUGCCCGGGGGCAACAAAACGACCCCACACAAAGGCUGCACCCCAUCUCCCCUCUGCCAGCUCAUCAUCAAGGACAGCCUGUUUGCCCAGUGCCACGCGCUGGUGCCCCCACAGCACUACUACGACGCCUGCGUGUUUGACAGCUGCUUCGUGCCAGGCUCGAGCCUGGAGUGCGCCAGUCUGCAGGCCUACGCAGCCCUCUGCGCCCAGCAGGGCGUCUGCCUCGACUGGCGGAACCACACGCAUGGGGCCUGCUUGGUGGAGUGCCCGUCUCACAGGGAGUACCAGGCCUGUGGCCCUGCAGAAGAGCCUACGUGCAAAUCCAGCUCCUCCCAGCAGAACAACACAGUCCUGGUGGAAGGUUGCUUCUGUCCUGAGGGCACCAUGAACUACGCCCCUGGCUUUGAUGUCUGCGUGAAGACCUGCGGCUGUGUGGGACCUGACAAUGUGCCCAGAGAGUUUGGGGAGCACUUUGAGUUCGACUGCAAGAACUGUGUCUGCCUGGAGGGUGGAAGUGGCAUUGUCUGCCAGCCCAAGAGGUGCAGCCAGAAGCCUAUUACCCACUGUGUGGAAGAUGGCACCUACCUCGCCACAGAGGUCAACCCUGCUGACACCUGCUGCAACAUUACUGUCUGCAAGUGCAACACUAGCCUGUGCAAAGAGAAGCCUCCCGUGUGCCCGCUGGGAUUUGAAGCAAAGAGCAAGAUGGUGCCUGGCAGGUGCUGCCCCUUCUACUGGUGUGAGUCCAAGGGGGUGUGCGUUCACGAGAAUGCUGAGUACCAGCCCGGUUCUCCAGUUUAUUCCUCCAAGUGCCAGGACUGCGUGUGCACGGACAAGGUGGACAACAGCACCCUGCUCAACACCAUCGCCUGCACCCAUGUGCCCUGCAACACCUCCUGCAGCCCGGGCUUUGAACUCGUGGAGGCCCCCGGGGAAUGCUGCAAGAAGUGUGAACAGACGCACUGUAUCCUCAAGCAGCCUGACAACCAGCACGUCAUCCUGAAGCCUGGGGACUUCAAGAGCGACCCCAGGAACAACUGCACGUUCUUCAGCUGCAUGAAGAUCAACAACCAGCUCGUCUCGUCCAUCUCCAACAUCACCUGCCCAGACUUUGAUGCCAGCAUUUGUGUCCCGGACUCCAUCACAUUCAUGCCCAAUGGAUGCUGCAAGACCUGCAUCCCUCGCAAUGAGACCAGGGUGCCCUGCUCCACCGUCCCCGUCAUCACGGAGGUUUCGUACGCCGGCUGCACCAAGAGCGUCUUCAUGAAUCAUUGCUCCGGGUCCUGCGGGACAUUUGCCAUGUACUCGGCCAGGGCCCAGGUCCUGGACCACAGGUGCUCCUGCUGCAGAGAGGAGAAAACCAGCCAGCGUGAGGUGGUCCUGAGCUGCCCCAAUGGUGGCUCGCUGACACACACCUACACGCACAUCGAGAGCUGCCAGUGCCAGGACACCAUCUGCGAGUUGCCCACCGAUACCUCCCGACGGGCCCGGCGCUCCCCCAGGCAUCUGGGGAGUGGGUGAACUGGGUGGGCACAGCCACCCUUCACUGCCCUCCACAGCUCUGCCUCCCCCGGACCCUCUGAGCUUCCUGGCCUCCUAAGCUUGGCUUCCUCUCUUCAGAUAUUUAUUGUCUGAGUCUUUGUUCAGUCUUUGCUUUCCAAUAAUAAACUCAGGCAGAC
Messenger RNA from Rhinopithecus roxellana (golden snub-nosed monkey), 1710 nucleotides. Its product is annotated as mucin-2-like. Gene Ontology annotation, cellular component: extracellular matrix. Gene Ontology annotation, molecular function: protein binding. Lineage: Eukaryota; Metazoa; Chordata; Mammalia; Primates; Cercopithecidae. The record is from RefSeq and is a predicted model, not a curated record. The annotation marks the transcript as partial. The transcript has 14 exons.